AUGAAUAGUAACUCAAAAUACAAUGACAUCACUAAAGGAGUAAACUCACUUCUGCAAGGUUUGAGAGUACAAUUGGACGACAUACUGAUCACUUAUCAAGUGACGGCAUUGCAAAGGUUCCUGGUAAAAUUGACAGCUCAAACUAAGAACCUUUUCGUUGAGUUGUUUCAAGGACAGAAGGGGCAAAUACAGCAUGAGGACAUCAUAUUUAUAUUUGAUGAAUUAUGGGGUUUGAUUUUAGAGCCAAUUUGGCAAUGGUUUAGUAAAUGGAGAGAUAUGUUGUUCUUCCAAGGGAAGAUAGAUAAGACGAAAUAUGUCCAGUUUGGUAGAAUGAAACGAUCGCUACGCAGAUCAUUUAAACUGAUUCAUAGAUUUUACUACUGGAUCAUUGAGUAUAUUGUGAGUAGAUACGACACGAGAUUAAUAAUCCCGAAAAUAGUGGUAUCUCAACUAAACCUUUCUCCGACUGCAUCAUCAACCCCUGUAAAGUUGGAAAAAAUUGAACAAAGUGGGAACAUAACUGUCCUUAUUGUGACCACUUUCCAUUGUUCUUUGAAUUAUUUGGGAUUGACACAUUAUCACAUGAGCCUUAUUGAAAAGACUUCAAACGUUUAUUUGAAGGAUGAUUUCAAAAAGUCAGAAAGAUACAUUGAUCUGGCUAUCACAUUACUACCUUCUAUGGGUGUGUCGUAUGCUAACAAGGCUAUGGUUAGCUUGCGAUAUAAUGAUUUUACUUCAACAAUUUUUGAAGCUAUAAGAGGAUCAUUGAUACGUUUACCUGAUUUGAAUUAUUGUACUAAAAUAUAUGCAGAUUUAAUACUGUCAUAUGAUACUGCUACAAAUAAGCAAUAUAACAGACUAUUCCUUGAGACUAGUAGAAAUACCUCCGAAAAUUCACCAGAUCAACAACAAAGGAAAAUACUAAGAUCUUAUUUUUUAGCCAUAUUGGGAUCAUAUUUGGCACCUGACAUUUGGUCAGAUGAAGCAAAUCCAGAAUAUCUGAAAAAUAAUUUCAAAAUAUCUCAAAUUGAAACAUAUUUCUUUGAUUCAUUAGCAACUUCUACUACUUUUGCUGAUUUAGACAUAAUAUUCAAAUAUUUAAUAAUCAUUAUUGGUUCCACCCAUUUACAAUUAUUCUACCAUAAUGGAGAUUUUGGCACAAUAACGCAUUUAAAAGAAUUAUCAAAGCAAGAACUCUCGUUUCUUAAAUUUACCUUCAAGUUUAUUACAAUGCUUUUGAAAAAUGUCAUCUUAGGAAAAUGGGAAAAAUAUUUCAAAGAAUAUCAAUAUUUAGCGAUGGUAAGGGUUAUUAAUUGUUGGAUUAAAUCAAACAUUGCAAUAUUAAAAUUUGCUCAUAGAGAUGAAAGUUUUUGUCAAGCUAUGGCAGAGUUAUUAAAUGAUAUAUUUGAAAGCAAAUACUCAAAUCAUCUUUAUAAAAUUUCAAAAAGACCAACAAGAGCCGGAUAUUUUUUUCAAGAAGAUAUAUUACUCAAAGAAUUCUCUUGUGUGAAUUUUGCGCUCACAGACUUCAAUGAUGUGGAAUUAUUUAGAAUGCCGGAUUUAUUGAAUAGAAUAGUCUGGCCUCCCGUAGGUUAUAGAAAUGAGAAUGUUGAGAAAUCAGGCAACGAAGUAGAAAACAUGUGGCGUUUAGAGGUUGUUGUUGUGUCUGGUAUGAAAUUCUUGAAAAAUGGUCCGUCGGGAAUUCGUUGGAAUGAGGCUGUCGCCCAAUAUCAGUGGUCGAAAGAAGAAAUGUCCAAUGCACAUGAUCCUAUUUCCCUUUUAAAAUUGGGAAAAAUUAUGGAAGAUAAAACAUUAAAAAAUCAAGGCACCUCUAGAAGCCACAAGUCUACUAGAGGUUUAUCGAUAUCCAAGCCUAAGCUUAAUUCAUUCAGUAUAUUGGAGGCGCCUACUAAAAAAAACGAAGAAGACUGUAAUGAACUUGUAGACUCCGACGAAGAUGACAUGCAAACCUAUGAGGACACCAGUGAAAUUGUAGAUCUUACUAUCGAUGAAGUGGUAGAUCUUACUGUCGAUGAAGUUGUUGAUUUAACCCAGGAUGACGACAUCUCAGGUUGUAAGAACGAUAAUUUGGUUGACACAUCAGAAAUUUUAAAGAACUUCAAUCAACCGGACCAUUUUAUGGCAAACAUAAGUAUUCAAGUGCCGCAGACACCAAGUGAAGAUGUUCCUUCUGGCGAAGAGCAACCUUUUGAAACCGGAAGCCAAAAGGGUGCCGUUAAUGAACCGUUAACGACAUCUAGUCAAAGCCAAUGUACUUCCAACUUAACCGUGGUUGAGUCAUAA
Messenger RNA from Naumovozyma castellii, 2304 nucleotides. RefSeq names its product Est1p (gene EST1). The record is from RefSeq and is a predicted model, not a curated record. Lineage: Eukaryota; Fungi; Ascomycota; Saccharomycetes; Saccharomycetales; Saccharomycetaceae. The transcript has a single exon. Bases 1 to 2304 code for a protein of 767 amino acids.